Molecule: messenger RNA, 630 nt
Organism: Seriola dumerili (greater amberjack)
Lineage: Eukaryota; Metazoa; Chordata; Actinopteri; Carangiformes; Carangidae
Product: dual specificity protein phosphatase 19-like
Exons: 4
Coding region: 1-630 (209 amino acids)
Biological process (GO): protein dephosphorylation; regulation of MAP kinase activity
Cellular component (GO): cytoplasm
Molecular function (GO): JUN kinase phosphatase activity
Source: RefSeq, a predicted model, not a curated record
AUGCAGUCCUUGACCGAGGAGAUCCAGAGUUUCUCCCGGACGCGGCUGAGGAAGCAGUGCACCCGCGUGACGUCACUGAGCGGCCGCCGCAUCAUCGAGACCUGGAAGGGGUCAACCAUCACUGUGGUGGAAGACCCCGCCCCCCCGGAGAAGAUGCUCGGGUACGUCCCCGACACUUCCUGGGACCUGCAAGUCGGCGUCGUCAAGCCCUACCUGCUGCUGGGUUCUCAAGAUGCUGCACAUGACUUUGGUACUCUGAGAAAACACAAGGUGUCUCACGUCCUGAACGUGGCCUUCGGCGUGGAGAACGUGUUUCCCGACCUGUUCAUCUAUAAGACCGUCAGUAUUCUGGAUCAUCCCGACGCCGAUCUGCUGCUCCACAUCCAGGACUGUUGUGACUUCAUCCAGCAGGCUCGCAGCGAGAAAGGUGUGGUGUUGGUCCACUGCAACGCCGGCGUGUCCCGGGCUCCGGCUGUGGUCAUGGGCUACCUGAUGUCAUGUGACAGCCUGUCCUUCAAUGAAGCCCUCUCAUUGGUCAAAUCAGCUCGGCCCGCCUCCUCCCCGAACCCUGGCUUCCUGGACCAACUCAGGAGUUACAAAACUCAGACGAUGAACGGAUCCAAACACUAA